AGGAACAUACGACCAGAUCAUCUUUUGGGCUUCAAAAUACAACUUGUGAAAGAACUGGAAGGGGCUAAUGGACAUGGUUCAUCAUCCUCCCCUUCAACCAAACCGGACCAGUGCAAAAUUGGAUCCGCACACGAUGUUUCGUCGGACUGUGAGAUCCACGCGAACACAAGUGGAAAAAAGAGUGUGAAGUUUUGGACAAGAGGUGACGACAAAAAAGAGCAAUCAAAAGGAGAAAUGAUAAUAGUUAAAGAAGCUUCUAUGCAAACAGCAUUAGCAGCGAGCACAAAUGAAAAAAUGCAAAACUCUCGACAAUCAAGAACUCGAACCUUAGGCCUUGCUGACAGCCAAAACAAGGAACCAGUAAGGGUACAGUGGGAUCAUCUAAGAAAAGUACCACCAAUGAUUGAUGAUACUCCCCUAGGAACGAAAGCAUUCCGUGGCCGACGUGGUCGACGAAAUAAGUUGACCUCAGACCACUGCAACGUGAUUCGCAACCAGUUUAUUUUCAGAUCUUCGAUCACGAUAAUGAACCCACUCCACGUUGACUUCAUUUGUCCAGGAGAACUUUCAAUCGACGGGCAACGGCUUCCUUGUUCCACGAAUAUGACGUGGCAUGAA
Molecule: messenger RNA, 618 nt
Organism: Ostertagia ostertagi
Lineage: Eukaryota; Metazoa; Nematoda; Chromadorea; Rhabditida; Trichostrongylidae
Source: the annotation of a GenBank genome assembly